This is a messenger RNA of Leptopilina boulardi, 1413 nucleotides long. RefSeq names its product 2-oxoglutarate and iron-dependent oxygenase JMJD4 (gene JMJD4). Gene Ontology annotation, molecular function: histone H4R3 demethylase activity; sequence-specific DNA binding. The record is from RefSeq and is a predicted model, not a curated record. NCBI's taxonomy places the organism in Eukaryota, Metazoa, Arthropoda, Insecta, Hymenoptera, Figitidae. Bases 85 to 1332 code for a protein of 415 amino acids. The transcript has 5 exons. Gene Ontology annotation, cellular component: cytoplasm; nucleus. Gene Ontology annotation, biological process: positive regulation of translational termination; protein hydroxylation; negative regulation of gene expression.
UUAGCAGACGAAUCUUUCCCGUCAAAAUAAGUUAAAAUGUAAACAAAAAGUAAUGAAAUAGAAAUUAAAUAUGAAUAAUACAAGAUGACAAAUAUUGAAAUUUUAGAUAGUGCAAUUAUUCCUAAUUUAAAAAGUGAUUAUGAAUUAGAUUCUCCGAUUAAUGUUGACGAAUUUUCGUACAAUGCAUUUUUUUCUAAAUAUCUUAUUUCUAAUAAGCCUUGUAUUAUACAAUCAAACGUGACAAAAAAUUGGUUAUGUCGAAACAAUUGGAUUUUAAAUGAAACACCGAAUUUUCCAUUGUUACAUGAAUUGUUUGGCAAUUGUGUUGUUCCUGUUGCUGAUUGCAAUAAAAGAUAUUAUAAUUCACAAGAGAAAAAUGAAAUGAUUGUGAAAAAUUUUCUCAAUUAUUGGCAAGAAUUACGAAUUAAUAAUUAUCCCAAAAAUGCAUCUCUUCUUUAUUUAAAAGAUUGGCAUUGCAAAAAAGAUCAUCCUGAAAUGAAAUUUUACGAUGUACCGAAAUAUUUUGCAUCCGAUUGGCUUAAUGAAUAUUUUACGGGACAAAAAGAAUUAAAUGAUGAUUAUAUGUUUGUUUAUAUAGGUCCAAAAGGAACAUGGACUCCAUUUCAUGCCGAUGUUUUUUCCUCCUACAGUUGGUCAGCGAAUGUUUAUGGAAAAAAACGUUGGCUCAUUUUUCCACCUGGUGAAGAAAAUCAUUUUCGUGAUUCAUUUGGAAAAUUAAUUUACGAUGUAUCGAAGGAUGAGAAAUUAAAAAGAAAGGAUAAUUCUGUGAAAUUCUAUGAUAUUAUUCAAGAAACCGGGGAAAUUAUAUUUGUACCCUCGGGAUAUUAUCAUCAAGUUUGGAAUUUGGAAGAUACAAUUUCGAUAAAUCACAAUUGGGUGAAUGGUUGCAAUAUUUUGAGAAUGUGGAUGGCAUUAAAAAAGGAAUUAUUAACAGUUAUGAAAGAAAUAGAGGAUUGCAAGGAAAUGGAAAAUUGGACUUCACAUUGUCAACUUAUGUUAAAAGCUUCCUAUGGAAUGAAUUAUUCACAAUUUUUUCAUUUUCUUUCCUUUAUUGCCGAAAGACGAAUAAAUGCACUAACUCACAAAAUUACCAAUGUAUCAUUUGAUAUUUGGAUUUUGGGAGAAAAUCACUGUCUCUUUGAUUUACGACAAAUAAAAAUUGUCCUCGAACAUUUGACCAAAGAUGCAAAUGACAAAGGAAUAUACAAUCUUUUAUGGAAAAAUAAUGAAGUGGAAAAUUUAUUAAAAAACAUUAUAAUUGUCUCUGUGAUGAAAAGUCCACAGUCAAUUAUUGACGAUUUAAAUUGUUGAUUAAUACUUUAGCAGAAUAUAGAAAAAUCUUUCGAGAAAAGUUAAUAAAAAUAAUUCACAAUUCGUUAAAUUACAAAAUAG